This is a messenger RNA of Zingiber officinale, 1473 nucleotides long. Its product is annotated as fructose-bisphosphate aldolase 1, cytoplasmic-like. The record is from RefSeq and is a predicted model, not a curated record. Bases 131 to 1207 code for a protein of 358 amino acids. Gene Ontology annotation, molecular function: fructose-bisphosphate aldolase activity. Lineage: Eukaryota; Viridiplantae; Streptophyta; Magnoliopsida; Zingiberales; Zingiberaceae. The transcript has 2 exons. Gene Ontology annotation, cellular component: cytosol. Gene Ontology annotation, biological process: glycolytic process; fructose 1,6-bisphosphate metabolic process.
AAAGUUCGAGGUUCGAUCCCGCCACGCCCCGCUUUGGAACGACGCCACCACCAUUCUCGAAUCCUCCUCUUCUUAUAUUCUUCUCUGCAGUCCGAACUCCAUCUGUGAUCUGUCCAGCGAUCGAGCAAAGAUGGCGGCUUUCUGCGGGAAGUACCACGAUGAGCUUAUUGAGAAUGCUUCCUACAUUGGCACACCAGGAAAGGGGAUUCUCGCUGCUGAUGAAUCCACUGGAACAAUUGGUAAGCGUUUGGCCAGCAUCAAUGUUGAGAAUGUUGAAGCCAAUCGACGAGCACUACGGGAACUCCUCUUCUGCACCCCUGGUGCACUCCAGUACCUUAGCGGUGUGAUUCUCUUUGAAGAAACCUUGUAUCAAAAGACUGCUGAUGGGAAACCAUUUGUUGAUGUCCUAAAGGAAGGAGGUGUUCUUCCUGGAAUCAAGGUGGACAAGGGAACUGUUGAACUUGCUGGCACUAAUGGUGAGACUACCACUCAAGGUCAUGAUGACCUUGGCAAGCGUUGUGCCAAGUACUAUGAGGCAGGUGCUCGAUUUGCCAAGUGGCGCGCUGUCCUUAAGAUCAGUCAUACUGAGCCCUCCCAGCUUGCGAUCAAUGAGAAUGCCAAUGGGCUUGCUCGAUAUGCUAUUAUCUGCCAGGAAAAUGGCCUUGUGCCUAUUGUGGAGCCAGAGAUCCUUGUCGAUGGGCCUCACAGUAUUGAUCGCUGUGCAGAGGUGACAGAGCGGGUACUUGCUGCCUGCUACAAAGCACUAAACGAUCACCAUGUGCUUCUUGAAGGGUCUCUGUUAAAGCCUAACAUGGUGACUCCUGGCUCAGAUGCACCUAAGGUGGCACCAAAGGUGGUGGCAGAGUACACCGUUCGCACCCUUCAGAGGACAGUCCCAGUGGCCGUGCCAGCCAUUGUUUUUCUCUCAGGCGGGCAGAGCGAAGAAGAGGCGACUUUGAACUUGAAUGCUAUGAACAAGCUGGCAACGAAGAAACCCUGGUCGCUUUCUUUCUCAUUCGGCCGUGCACUGCAGCAGAGCACACUGAAGACGUGGGUCGGGAAGGAGGAAAAUGUGGAGAAGGCAAGAGCUGCCUUCCUCACAAGAUGCAAAGCAAACUCAGAGGCCACUCUGGGAGCAUACAAGGGAGAUGCUGUGAAGGGUGAAGGAGUCUCCGAGAGUCUUCAUGUGAAGGAUUACAAGUACUGAUCGACAUCGUUCAUGGGUACUUUGUUCAUCUUCAGGUAAUGUAUGUGUAGGCAUUGAAGAUGAAUUUGGUAUGUCUUUCUGAUAAUAAGAGUCCAUAGGAUAAUAUGUUGUUGUAGCAUUAAUGCUUGCAGUUUGAGGGGUGCUGAUAAUAGGGCUGUUAAACAUGUCAUUACAUGCAGUGCCUUGUGAGUGUUUAUCAAGUAUUUUAUAGAACUUCACAAGUUUGCUUGUUAUGCUAGUGGAAUUCUCAUAGAUGUGUUUAUCAA